AUGGUCUUUUCAGAGGCAUCUCUGCCUGUUCUGGGGCCCCAGAGCCCCCCCGAGCUCGCUGUCCUGGAGUCUAGGGUUUUGAUCAUCAUGACCGGAGGCACAAUCUGUAUGCAGCCGUCGCCGCAUGGAUUCGUCCCUGCAAGGGGAUUCCAGAACAAUUGCAUGGCACGGGUGCCGUGCUUCAACGAUGGCUCGGCUCCCACUGAAAUAGAUGUGGUAACGAAGGAAGGGCAAGAAAUGACAGCCCACCCCAGUCUGUGCACUCCAGUCACGACAUAUGGCCGUCAGGUGCGGUACACUGUCUACGAGUUCGAGGAGCUGCUGGACAGCAGCUCUAUCAGUGCUAAAGGUUGGGCGGAGAUCGCGCAGACGAUCUACCAGAACUACACCUUCUUCGAUGGGUUCGUUGUCCUGCACGGCACCGAUAGUCUCGCGUACAGCUGCUCUGCGCUGAGUUUCAUGUUGCAGAACCUGGGAAAGCCUGUGGUGCUCACUGGGUCCCAGGCGCCCAUGAUGGAACUCCAGAACGAUGCCACGGACAACCUGCUCGGCUCCCUGGUGGUGGCGGGCCACUUCAUGAUUCCCGAGGUGUGCUUGUACUUCAAUAAUAAGCUUUUCCGGGGAAAUCGCUCCACCAAGGUGGCUGCUAGCGACUUUGCUGCGUUUGCUGCGCCCAACUGCCCGCCGCUGGCCGUGACCACGUCGAUGCGAACCAAUGUGAACUGGGAUAUGGUGCACCGGCCGACGACGCUGGAGCACUUCCGCAUCCAAACGAACCUUGACACAGCUCAUGUUGCGUGCCUCCGCAUCUUUCCCGGUAUCAAGCCGGAGAUGGUGGACGCCGUCUUGAAGCUAGAUGGUCUACGCGGGUUGGUGUUGGAAACCUUUGGCGCUGGCAAUGCUCCAUCUGGCCAAGAUAACGCCAUGAUCAACGUGCUGGCUAGCGCCAUUCGACGCGGGAUUGUGAUUGUGAACGUGACUCAAUGCCUGACCGGGAGUGUCAGCCCCGUAUAUGCUACAGGCAUGAGCCUCUCCCGGGCUGGCGUGGUCGCAGGUCUGGAUAUGACGACGGAAGCAGCGUUGACGAAACUCGCCUACCUGCUCGCGUUACCAGAGUCCACCCCCGAGACCGUCGCAAAGAACAUGUCCGUGUCGCUCCGGGGCGAGUUGACCGAAUCCUCGCUGCCUGUCUUCCGUCAUCCGGACGGUGCGCUGCCCGAGCGCGUGCAGACGCUGACCGCAAUGGGUUACGCCAUCGCGCAAGGCGAUCUCGAACGGGUCAAGACGAUCUUGAAGACCGAACACCACUGGCUGCUGAACGACGCAGACUACUCGGGGAACACACCUAUUCACUUGGCGGCUACGUCCCCUGCCAUCUCGAUCCUGCACUUCCUCCUGUCGCAUGGGGGCUCGGUCCACUUGCGCAAUCGCAACGGACGCACGCCGCUGUUCCUGGCGGCCAACGCCGGCCUGUCCGAACAUACCUUACUGCUCCGUCAAUCCGGUGCUCAUUUGCAUGCUGACGAGCGACCGGCCGCUGAGCUCCUGGCCCGCCGCCGCCCUGGGAUCUGGAGUCUGGCGGGCCUUUACCCCCGCGAGCAGGACGAGGGCGACCAAAGCGCCGGGCGGAGUCGGACGAUGGCUGGGUCAGCCCCGUGA
Molecule: messenger RNA, 1659 nt
Organism: Penicillium canariense
Lineage: Eukaryota; Fungi; Ascomycota; Eurotiomycetes; Eurotiales; Aspergillaceae
Product: putative lysophospholipase
Exons: 3
Coding region: 1-1659 (552 amino acids)
Molecular function (GO): asparaginase activity; protein binding
Source: RefSeq, a predicted model, not a curated record